AAAUUUGAAUCUAAGGCGGUAUAGCUUCCUGAGCCGCUCUUUAUGUGGUUACUCUGAAUAUAAACAGAGACAUAAAUCUGUUUUUGCUAGUUGAUUGGUAUCAUAAAGGAUCAGACUAGGCUACUUUAGAGUGUCAUAAUGUAUUCGGAAAAUUAAUAUGCUAUAGAUCCCAAAAUUUAAGACCGCGAGAUUCGGACAGUGCGCUUCAGGUAAGGGGAAGGCUUCAGUUGUUAUGGCUUGUGGGAAUAAAGGGUUAUAUCGGUUGCUUUGGAUCCCAUUUCCCUUAUUUGUAGUAGCUGGUGUAUCGUUACCGUUGUUUGGCCUGAUUAUUUGCUUCUUUGUAUCGACAUACAAUACUUUCGAUGAGGUUACAGAAUCUGUGUGUGGGGUAUCCAAUUUUGUUCCAUCUAUCAGUGCUGUGACUGGGAUAAAACCUCAAAUAUAUUUAUGGCGCUACACAGUUGGGCUGCAUAGUGCACCACGUCUACUCCUUGCGUUUAUAUAUCUUCGAUACCAUAUGUCUUAUCACAAAAUGUUCAACCAGUCAUUGAUUUAUAAAAUUUUGACUGUUGUUGCAUUCUGUCUCAACCUUCUAGAUGUGGUUUCGUUUGUGGGAGUAGCUUUUAUAUCUAACCAAGAGAAUUACCCUCUCCAUGAACAUUUGUUCAUUGUUUUCCUGAUCGCUUCAACUGCCUAUAUGAUAGUCACUCUAGUGGUUCAUUGGAUAAUAGGAAUCACUUCUUGCACUCCGAGAUUCAAAUAUUCUUUUAACCUGAAGUCCCUGUUUUUCGGACUAGAUGUUUGCUUAAUCCUCUUGUUAGUCCACCAGUUCUACAACCAUAGGUUUACCUGUAAGGCAAACGCAUUUAGUUGGUUUUCAGCUAGUGAAUAUGGUAUCGCAAUUGCUAAUAUGGGAUUUCACCUAACCGCUGCAUAUGACUUUCAGGAUGUGGCUUUAACAACCAUAACUUUUAAACCUUCUACUGAAUAGAUAACUUUUUUUUUGAUAAUCUGGUAUCUUUCCAUUUGUUAUGGAAUCAUUUGGCUUCCAAUAUUUCUACCUGUUACCUUUUAAGCAUUGUAAUUACAACCACUGUGCAAUGCUUCUUCUCACCUUAUUAUUUUUAUAUACUCAUUGAUUAAAUUAUGUUUGAUACAUAUCUUUCAGUUUAAAAGUUAGUUGCUUUUUUUAUUGACCAGUAGUUUUUUUAUUUUACCGAUGUAAAUUUUUGCUGGUAUGAUUUUCCGGAGUUUGUCUUAUGAUCUUACUUUUACGUAAGCUUAUAUCAGAUUAUUUUCGAAGUAAUAGUAUUACCACUAUUACCAUUAUUAUCGUAUUUCCUUGUUUAGCACUAUUAUGUAGUCUGGUCCUUUAAUAAAUAAAAAUUUAUUAAAGUCAUUUUGUUUUUUUUUUAUUAUUUUCAUGUGAUAUUAUUUUCAACCGUGCAUGUAUUUUGUAGACUAGAUGGUCAAUUUACCCCCGAGACAUGAAGAAAAACUUGCAAUCGAAAAGUGUUUGCGUUCUUUCAUAAUCAAGUCAAUACAUGCUAUCGUACAAGCCCGUAAUGGGAUUGUUUGUAACACUAAUUGUGUGUCUGAAGUUGGCGCCAGAAACAAUAUGAUGGUGUAUGUUGAAGAAGAUCCAGAAAUCGGUGCAACUAUCAAACAAACAUUAGAUGCGAAUUUCCCUGUACAUGUACAAGAUUUGCUUAGUUUAGAAAUAUUGGCUCAUUGGCCUAAAGAACCACAAAUGUUAAUGGUUGUAGAAGUAUGGCAAUUUCGGUUAGAUAUUAUAGAACGACUUAAUACUACUACAUUACAGUUUACAAAUAAUCCUAAUUCAACCACUGGUAAUACUACUACUACCAAUAAUAAUAAUAGUAAUUUACCAGGAGCCGGAAAUUAUACAGAUGGUUCACAAUCAACUGAAUAUGCUGUGGAUGAUUUUAGGCAUCUACGUUUAUUCGAGAAACUUGGGACAUUAUUGAAAUCAAUAAUGGUAGUUACCCGCCUGUUACCUGGUUAUCAACUUUCUCGUCGUCAAGAUCCAAAUGAAUAUCAAAUGUGUUAUACACUGCGUCGUGGUCCUAGUGAUCUUUCUCGACUUGGUUCAACCCCGAAAUCUUAUCAAGUCGGUCGUAUAUUUUCUGGGUUAGCAAUACCACAAUCACCUAAAGAAGAACAAAUGUUCUCUACUGCUCCCUCAUCAUCUUCUAGUUCAACACCGAUCGAUCAAAAAUUAACAAAACUUGAAUCAGAUCCCGGUCUAAUUAUUGCUGAUGGUUUAUUACCAGUUUAUUUAGGUACAACUGUUCAUUAUCGUACAGAAACUCAUUUUAGUUCAAAUGAUAAAUUAAUACCUAUGAUUGAUGGCCUUACUAAAGGGAAUUCAUCUCCUAAAAACGGAAUACAUGAGAUAUUCGAUACAAAUGGUCAUCAUAGUGUAAACUUCCAUGCGCUACGUAAUCAUAAAAAACCACAGAAACAUGUUCGUGUCUCAGAGACACCUUUUGUUAAACCUCUAACUAGCACACCGACUGUUGAUAUGAUUCGAUUUGAACAGUCUAAAUUGCCAUGUAGGGUAAAGCCAGCUUUUGCAGUUGAACAAUACGAAUCGGAAUCGGAUGAAUUAUUUGAUCCAGCCAGUCAAUUAUUGAGUAAAAAAUCAGCUGAACGAGUUGCUCGAAAAUUCAAACAUACAGGAAUACUAGAAACACAAGAAGAACAGGCUGAUUCAUCACACGAUGAUGAUGACGAUGAGGAGGAGGAGGAUGAUCAUUGUGAUAUUGAUGGCUGUAGAGAGUCAGAUUCAGUUGAUUCUAAUGUUGAUAAUGAAUCUUCUCAUACAAUUGACAGAGAAGUACUUCAUAUUAAACAAGACAUAGAAUUCAAUGAACAACACAAUGCUCCUAUAAUUGACGAUAUUGACAUACAAGAAUUGAUAAAAAAUCUUAGAUCUCAAUAUACUAGUGCACCAAUUGAUAAAGAAUCAGUUAGUGAUGAUGAGGAUGAUGAUUUAAUUAGUAAACAAGUACCACUUCAAUUACCGUUUAGUACAUUCGGUGUUAGUGGUGCACGAUUGACACAUUUAUUUUCUGAACUUCGUGAAAGAGCUAAUCUGGACCUAUUCCAAGUACCACAUAUCCAUCAUACUACUGCUAAUACAGCUGUCAGUAACAAUAAUUCAACUACGAUUUCUCCUAGUGUUAUGAAUACUAAUAACAACACAGCUCAGUCAUCUUUAUUCGAUGCUGACGCUUUAGUUGAUGAAUUAGAACGACAUGAAAGAAUGUUAAAAGAAUUUGAUGAUUUUCUGUCAGAUUUUCAAAGUAUUGAACCAUUCGGUAUUGUUCGUCCAACUGUUACAGUACCAUCUGAUCUGGUUAGACAACAACAUCAAAAUGUUAUUGUUGUCGGCACUGUCAUCGAUGAUAAUAAUAAUAAUAAUACUGCUCCCAUUACAAGUAUAACUACUACUAAUAAUACUACUACUGUCUCUGCUGCUACAACUCUACUGACUACACGAACUCCUUAUUCUGUCAAUGAAAUGUAAUUAAAAACGUUUUCUAUUUAGAACACAUUAUCAAAGGAAAUAUUGCGAAAUAAUCAUCCAUUUUGUUUUCUGGCACAAUAUCAGAAUCCAAUAUUUGUCUUUUUCUUUAGAAUUAAUCAUACUGAUUUGUAAAUUUUAAUUUCGACCGUAUACAUUGUGUGUGUGUGUGUGUGUUUGUUGCAUUUCUUACUAUUGUUUUUAUCUCUCUCUUCCCCACCUCUCUCUCUCAAUUGUGCCCUUUUUAACUUCAUUUCUUUUCUGAUUAUUAUCAUGUAAUUUAUUUAAUUGGUAAUUAUAUGAUCAUGUUUUGUUUUCUAAUCGUUAUGUCAAUAAUAGGCUGAUAGGUAGGUAGGUUGGUAUAUAGGUGUAAUGGUAUUUGCAAGUUUUAGAUGGUGGUUGGAGGUAGUCAACAGGAAACCCUGGAUCCUGGACCACUAUCUAAAUCUCAAUACAUAGUGCCCGCAGUGUCGAGUCACCUAGACUGGUAGCAUUCGAUCUGCACUAAUAAGGAC
Schistosoma haematobium is the source of this 4065-nucleotide messenger RNA. RefSeq lists its product as uncharacterized. The record is from RefSeq and is a predicted model, not a curated record. Bases 1466 to 3553 code for a protein of 695 amino acids. The transcript is spliced from 11 exons. Lineage: Eukaryota; Metazoa; Platyhelminthes; Trematoda; Strigeidida; Schistosomatidae.